This is a messenger RNA of Ipomoea nil (Japanese morning glory), 2092 nucleotides long. RefSeq names its product transcription factor bHLH123. Gene Ontology annotation, cellular component: nucleus. NCBI's taxonomy places the organism in Eukaryota, Viridiplantae, Streptophyta, Magnoliopsida, Solanales, Convolvulaceae. Gene Ontology annotation, biological process: regulation of transcription by RNA polymerase II. Gene Ontology annotation, molecular function: RNA polymerase II cis-regulatory region sequence-specific DNA binding; DNA-binding transcription factor activity, RNA polymerase II-specific; protein dimerization activity. Bases 124 to 1587 code for a protein of 487 amino acids. The record is from RefSeq and is a predicted model, not a curated record. The transcript has 7 exons.
GAUAGAUGCAGCGCAACGCUUUCAUUUCACUUCUUCAUAGCCAUUCCGAAACCGCUCAACAUUCUUCUUGAUUACGUACCGCGCAAGUAAACGACAAAUUAAGUAAUUUCAGGAGGCCAGGCCAUGGCGGAAGAGUUUCAGCUGGGCGCCGGGAAUUGGUGGGUUUCGGCUUCCUCGUCUUCCUCAAGAAAUAGGUUUGACAGCGGCGGCGGAUCGUCGUCGUCUUCUUCCUCCCCCGCCGCCGCCGCCGCCUCGAGCGCACUGCAUAUGAGUAGUAACAGUGUUAGUAUGGGAAUUAGCAGCUUUGGUUGGGCGGCGCCGGGGGAAGUAGUGGACAUCAAAGCCGCCAGGUCUUCCUUGGAUUCCGCAUCUGCCACCGCCUCCGGUGGGGUACUGGUUGAUCCCAACUUGCAAAUCAUGGGUUUAGGCCUUUCUUCUCAACCGAUAGAUUGGAAUCAAUCUCUAUUUCGAGGUGAGAAAGGUGAACAGAACAGUUUUGGAUCCAUGUUACAACAACAAGAGUUGAGCUCCAACGCGAAUUAUCAUCAUCAUCAUCAUCAACAAGAGACAGCCUCGGAAGAACAGUGGAGACACAGAGUUCUAUACUCAGGCGGCGGAGGUUCAGAUGAAGCUUCGGUGAAUGAUUACAAUAAUAAGCAGCAAAUGGGCGGCGGCGGGCGGGCGGGGUUUUCGUUAGAUCAGCCGGCGCAUGAGUAUCUGGGCGGCGGCGCUUCCACUUGCCAGGGUUUAAACACCAGCUUUGAGCUGGAUUCCUCUUAUGGAAGCCCUUCCACCAUACUGCAAGCUGGGCUUUUGGUAUCUAACAGUAAUAAUAAUCAGCCCAACUUCACCGCCCGGACAUCCAUGAGUUUUCCUUAUAAUAAUACCCCCGCAAACUACGGCGCCGCCGGAGACGUAAUGUCCUCUUCCUGGUCUAAUAAGUUUCCUCAGUUUCUCCGAACAACUUCGCCGCCGCCGCCGCAGCAACCUCAGUUGCAUUUCUCUAACAACACUACUUUCUGGAAUGCCACCGCCGCCGCCAUGAACGAUGUCCGCUCCACCUUCUUCCCUUCGUUACACUCACAACUUCCUAGCUCCGCCGUUGAUGAAAAACCAAAGAAUGUAUCAGAUUUGAGUACAUCAACGGCGGCGGCGGCAAAGAAAACGAGCAAUGAAACGCCGUCAGGGAAAAGGUCACGGAAUGAAAACCCAUCACCGCCCAUGCCACCUUUUAAGGUAAGGAAAGAGAAGAUGGGAGACAGAAUCACUGCGCUCCAACAAUUAGUUUCGCCUUUUGGAAAGACUGAUACAGCCUCUGUGCUCACUGAAGCCAUUGAGUAUAUAAAAUUCCUCCACGAUCAAGUCAAUGCACUGAGCGCCCCAUACAUGAAAAGUGGAUCUUCCAUGCAGCAUCAACAACAACAGCAGAUUAGUUCGGAGAAAUCCAAAGAUCCAGAAGGUGGGGCAAGGCAAGAUCUUAGGAGCCGAGGACUGUGUCUGGUGCCGGUGUCCAGCACCUUCCCGGUGACCCACGAGACCACAGCAGAUUUCUGGAGUCCAACGUCAUUCGGAGGAAGCUUUAGAUAAGAUGACAACAACAUAAUAUAUAUAGUCACUACUAGGAACACUGGCCAAUUCUAUAUGAUCCAUCAAAAAGAUGAGAUAGGAAUUGAAAUUCAAAGGAUAUAAACUGUCCAGGCGGGCGGGCAGGAGGUCCAAGAUGAUGAUGAAAAAGGAAAAAAAAAAAAAAAAAAUGAUGGAGCUAGCAUUGAAGGACUGACGGGUGAUUGCUGGGCCACAGCUACAGGGCAAAAUGAUGAAGCUUUGGCCAAUUUUAGGGGCCAUUAUAAUAUACUGCAACCUACAUAUUGCCCUGUAAUAAUUGAAGAAUUAUGAUUAAAGUUGCUUUGGCUAGGGUUUGAUAAUAUAACAAAUUGCUAAUUCGACUAUAAAAGAGAAAGAAAAAAAAAUAGAGUAGCUUAAUUAGCUAGUUAAUUCAUGAUUAGUUUAAUUACAGAGAAUUUGUUGUUUGUAGCUGAUGAUGAUGAUGAAUUGGUAGAAUAAAUUAAAGGAGCUUUUUUUUUUAUUGUUU